This is a messenger RNA of Effrenium voratum, 741 nucleotides long. NCBI's taxonomy places the organism in Eukaryota, Dinophyceae, Suessiales, Symbiodiniaceae. The record is from the annotation of a GenBank genome assembly.
AUGCGAGGCCGAGUGGCGGGGCGGCGGAGCCUCAAGCGUCGGCAGGAGAGCAGCCAUCAGGAUCCUGAGGCAGCGCCAGCGGGAGGUCUCGUCCAGUGGGUGCUGGCCUUUGAUUUGCCGUGCGGAGGCGCCAUGGGCCGCAAGAAGGUGGGUGGCGAUGGCGAGGGCGGGAUGAAAGACAUACAGAGUGCUUUUGCUCAGCUGCAGUCCAUGAUGUCCAUGGCCAAUCCAGACCUUGGAAAGCAAACUUCCAACAUGGGCAUGGGAGGAGGCAUGGGCAGCAUGGGCAGCAUGGGCAGCAUGGGUGGUAUGGGCGGCAUGGGCGGCAUGGGCAGUAUGGGCGGCAUGGGUGGCAUGGGCAAUAUGGGCAGCACGGCCAUGGGUGGUGCUGGCGGAAUGCCAAAAAGCAAUCUGCCUGCAGCCUUUGCUGCAAAAGCCAAGCCGCCGCUUCCGCCGCCAGCUUUGCCGCCUAUGGAGCAGGUGCAGCAGAUGCAGCAGAUGCAGCAGAUGCAGCAAAUGCAGCAGAUGCAGAAGCAGAUGCAGCAGAUGCCGCAGCAAACCACCAUGGAUGAGGAUGGCUAUGACCCCAACAAGAUGUAUGUGUCUGAGCAUGGCCGAAUCCAUCCGGACAUCACGGAGCUUUGCGAAGGCUUCUACAUUGAACAGCGGCACGUCGAGAAGCUGAAUGAGCUGAUGAAGAAUCGGAGCUGGAUACAUGGGAUGAAGACCUCAAGAAGCUGA